CCAUGUCACGUCACGUGACACACAAAGCACCAAUCAAAUGACAAGGACCCACUCAGCUAUUAUGUAAUCUUUGUUAUGCACCUUAAAUAAAUAAUUGAAUUAUGCAGACAUCUGUGUUCCCUUUCGCUACAUGUUUCGUCCUGACCUGGUUGCACCGGAUUGUUGAGGCUGGCAGAAGCGGGGAAAAUUUUCCCUUAUCUCAAAGGUCACUUACUGUUUUCAUUUAGUUCUGCAAAGUUAAUAUUUAGCAACUGUUCUGUUUUUUUUAUGAGUUUUACACAUGCUAAGCUUGCCUAUAGCUUUUGGACAGCAUGUUCCGCUCAGACCAGCUUGACUCGGAGAAGUGAUCCUUGACACCUGCAGGAAAACAAAGGUAUGUGGAGAUAAAGUCCCUUGAUACAGAGAGUAGUGACAAAUGAGAAUAUUCACUGAACGCUGCCAUUUCGGGGACAAUUGUGCAGAACUACUGAAGCGACACUUGCACAGUGCAGUUUGACUAUGCAUGUAGAAUGCAAAGUCACAUGGGACAGGUUAGGAAGUACUUUGUUUAUUUCAUGGGGGAGGGAUUAAAUUUGCAAUAUAUGAUGUUUUUUUUAUUGCACUUUAAUCAAUUCUUUCAAGGUGCAAAAUAGGUAAGUGUUUUGAAAUAUUAACUUUGGUAACAAAGUUCUUGUCAGGCUUCAUGUUGCAACAUUACAUUGUCUUAAUUUUUGCUCAGCAAUGAAUAAAUGGCUGACUUUAUUUUCCCAGAUUUUACGUCUGUGGGGUUCCGACUGGAAUCUGUACAUCUUGAUACCCUUGUCAUGUCUAUUUGUGCAUCCAACACAACAAUCUGGCAUGUUCAGUGAAUAAAUAAACUCCAUAUACACGCAGAUAGCUUAAAAGCGAAUGUGAAUUUGGCUCCAUAAUGGCACCACGAGUCACGUGACUGUGGUUUUGUUGGCUCGUCGUGUCGUGACUGCCUGUAUAAAAGGAGUCUACAUGGAGAUGCCCCGCCCCUCACCCCAGAAGUGUGACUUGGUUGACUGUUAAAAUUUCAUCACUUUGGAUUUCUACAUUUUUUUUUUUUUUUUUUUUUAAACAAAGAUGCUGAAGAGAAAAGGCAGCAGGCAGCUUCGUAGUUUGUACCGUUACUCCGCCUCUCACCCAUCAACCGCUAGGAUAGGCUCCAACCUCUAUGUCUCUUAACUGGAAUUAGCGGGUUGAGGAAAUGAAUGAAUGUUAAAGAGAAGAAGGACUUCUGUCUCAGCUGGAUGUCAUCUUUUCUGGUUCUGAAUUACAUUUUUUUUUUUUUUACUGAACCAGAACCACAAGUAGCAGUCUGCUGCAAUGCCUGAUGGAAGACGACAGCAUAGUGAUGGCGGCUGGGCCUGGGUGAUUGUCGGUUGCUGCUUCAUGGUGAUGGUUUGCACGCGAGCUGUGACCAGGUGCAUCUCCAUCUUCUUUGUCGAGUUCCAGUCUGCCUUUGAAGCCAACUAUGCCACGACUGCCUGGAUCCACAGCCUGGUCAACUGCACCACCAUGCUGUGUGCUCCGGUUGGCAGCCUUGUGGGGAACCGCUGGUCCUGCAGGGUGGCGGUUGUGCUCGGUGGGCUCCUGUCCUCCUGUGGCCUCCUCCUCAGCUCCUUCACCACCACCUUGGAGCUUCUCUACUUCAGCAUGGGAAUCCUGACAGGUGUGGGUUUCGCUCUCUGUUACACACCAGCCAUCGCAAUAGUCGGUUCUUAUUUCAAACAGCGGAAUGCGCUGGCGUACGGCAUCGCCAUGUCAGGCAGAGGUAUUGGCACCUUUGUUUGGAUGCCGGUGGUGCAGCUUCUGAUCGACUGUUACUCGUGGAGAGGAGCUCUGCUCAUCCUCAGUGCAUUUGUUGCCAACAUAUGUGUCUGCGGAGCGCUUCUACGACCCGCCACGCUGCAGCAGAACCAGGAGGCCCCAGAGGGGGCGGGGCAACCAGGUGAGGAGGAAUGUAUAUACACAUCACCACCGCCCCUACUGGCGGAAAACCCCGCACUCUACAUGAAGAAAACAUGGCGUUUCAGGGGGUGUGUCACUUCCUGCCGUGAUGAUUACAGCUUCUUGCUCCUCCCAGACUUCGUGGGACUGGCCGUGUCCAUCCUGUUCCUGGCUGGAGGCUGCAUCCUCCCUUUCGUCUACUUGGUGCCGUACGCCGUGAACGCCACCGUCAGCCACCAGAAUGCCGCCUUCCUCAUGUCUAUCCUUGGAAUCAUCUCGAUUGACAUCAAAAUUACUUUUCCUGCAUCUCUCUCCUGCAGGUGUCUGAAGUCAUAUCGCCUGAUGUGUUACAUCCUCUCGGUGGGGAUGGAGGGUCGGUGCUGCCUCUGCGUACCACUGCUCCGCUCCUUCCCUCUCCUGGUUUCCUUCGCUGUACUCUACGGUUACUGUAACGGCGCCUAUGUGGCGCUGACUCCUGUGGUGACAUCAAAGGUGGUGGGGGAAGACAACCUGUCCGCUGCACUGGGCGUGGUCUACUUCCUGCAUGCCAUUCCCUUCCUGGUCACCCCACCCACUGGAGGUUGGCUGGUUGAUGUGACAGGAAGUUACACUGCUACAUUCUUCCUCAGUGGUGCCACCCUACUGGCCAGUGCACUCAUCCUUUUCACAGUUAUAGCAAUACGCCGCUGCCACAGUGUAAAUUUAAAGCCAGAAAGCCCCUCCCACCCAGCAUAGUUGCCCAAUCAGACUGCCGCAUCACUUUCAACAUGGAGGCGGAGCAUCAGUCAGACUGUUCAUAGCAUCUGGUGGGAAGGACCUGGUUUUACUUCAGGGACUGCUUCAGAAUUGACUAGAUCCAUAUUCAGAGCCACACCUCCUGCCGGAGACAAACUUUUAAACCAUUUCUCAGCUUCAUUUCAGUGACAGACAUUUGAGCUACACCAUAAACUGCAUAGGGCGCCACCUACAGGUCAACUGCCAGAUUACAAAGACAAACACCUGCUCGCUUCAGACCCUAAAAAACUAAAAAUACAUUUAACAUUUGGAUUCCAGGCAUGGUACAUAAAAAUGCAAACUUCUCAGGUUGCUAUGGUUACAAUUCACUCAUAAAUGUUGUCGGGGGGAGGGGGGUACAC
Molecule: messenger RNA, 3089 nt
Organism: Thalassophryne amazonica
Lineage: Eukaryota; Metazoa; Chordata; Actinopteri; Batrachoidiformes; Batrachoididae
Product: monocarboxylate transporter 12-B-like
Exons: 8
Coding region: 1330-2688 (452 amino acids)
Biological process (GO): transmembrane transport; monocarboxylic acid transport
Molecular function (GO): monocarboxylic acid transmembrane transporter activity
Source: RefSeq, a predicted model, not a curated record